This is a messenger RNA of Seminavis robusta, 3997 nucleotides long. Lineage: Eukaryota; Bacillariophyta; Bacillariophyceae; Naviculales; Naviculaceae. The record is from the annotation of a GenBank genome assembly.
UAAAACGAAGUGCUCAGCUUUCUGUCUAAAGCUUGAUUCCGAAUCGAAUCCUUGAAGCUGGAAAAUGCCAGUGUAAUUGCCCCAUGAUUUAAUGCUUGUGUUGUAUUGCCUUGUUUGCCGCAGUGACUCUGCAGGUAGUUCACAGUCCAGCUCAGUUUAUCAACUAACUGACUGUGUUCUUUUGUUGCCACCGAUGACUUCUCUUUUGGAAUAUUGAAUAUUGCAGUCGACAAGGCUGCUUGCAUCCCCGCUCGUCGACACACACAUCCUGCUUGGUCAAGGGCCCGCCAGGAAAGAAUUACCAACACGAUCCAUCUCCAUGGACCUUUGCCUUUACUACUUGACAUACUUGUACACCGAAUACAAAGUCGUACCCAGCAACCUACCAUUACCCGUGACCAGGCAUGCACUGAGCAGUAGUCCGUCCACCACUUUUUGCUUGAAGAGUGAGUUGAACAGAAAGAAGAACGAAGAGACGAAGAGAGGAACUCUCAAACAAAGAAAGCAGAAUCGAAUCGAACGGGAUCAAGGAACUCGACUCGAGUUGAAUUGUAUACUACUAGCUAUUGGGUCAACAAAUAUAUAAAAGAUGUGGAGGAUGAAUCUACUACCAACAUCAGUGCUUGCCUUUGUGACAGCAGCAUCGCUCCUGUUACUUCGACCUACAGAGGCCGCCAUUGCCUGCAAUGCCAGCUACAAUCCAUGCGAACUGCUGCUCUACUCGGGAUCGCAAUGUCGGAAUGGCUUUUGCACCAAUCCAUUUGAAAGCGGGUGUCUCACUACACUCCUACGUGAAGAAUUCAAAGCCAACAACAAUACUGACGCUCUGUUGCCCAGUCUGGCACGACGCUUGUCCCGCGACAAACGCGUCUGCAACAGCGACGAUCCUCCCGAUGCUCGCGGCAUUGUGUGUGUGGAUCACACGCAAGAACACUUUGGCUUGUGGAACGAUUACAUGGAAGUUCGGAUUCUCAGUCAAAACUGGGAAAGUGCCUUUUUCGCGUCGUGGAUUCUGCAAAUACUACUGUCCGAAGUGCUGCGAGUACCGACCACAUUGGAAACGGGAGUCGCCAACAAAGGCGUCAACUUUUACUCGGCCACCAACGACUUUGACUAUGGCAAGUCCAAUCUCUGGUCGGCCAUUGAAACCGCCAAUGCCAAUGGCGAUUGUACAAAACUCCACAACGACAAUGACAAUGACACUGCUGACGAUUACGUGCCGUGCGGUCACGUCAUUCCCGAAUUCUGGGGUGGCAACAACCUGAAAGAUCUUUGGUCCAAUCAUCGCGAGGGAAUUGUCGAUGCCCCCGAAGGAUUGGGUGCCAUUGGAACGCAAGGAUUGUUUGUCACCAAAUUCACCGCCGAAACCGAUCCCACUGUACUCAAUCUACUCGGAAUUGCUGGAGAAGAGAAUCGACGCAAGCUAGCCGAAACCUUUUUGAGGCCCACCACGUGGGGAGAGUACUGCAACUUGGUCUCCAAUACCACGUGUGCCACACCAGAUGGAGUGGCACAACGGGCGCCCACAGAAGAGGAAGUCGAUCGCAUGCAUGUACCUGGGCUGUACACGGGGUACUUUCGGGCCACGGAAGAAAAUGAUUGUGACACCUAUCCCGAUACGUGUACAGGGCAUGUUGCGGACUUUCCCUGUGGCUGGAGUUCCUACGUUGGUCCACAAACACAUCACCACAAUAUUGCACUCCAAUCCAGUGGCAAGGAACCGGGUGCACGAGGAUACUCCUAUUCACAACUCGUUGAAAUGUAUGCCGCUGCCAAUGCCACUAAAUCCAAUCUCAUGACCAUGUGGUGGACACCCGAGGCCAUGUAUUCUACAUACCUGGGAACAUCAGCUGAAAUGCAAAAGGUCAUUCUACCCAGUCCCACACAGGAAUGCGUCGAUCAUCGGAUACGAUCGUCUCAACGAUGUGAAUUUGAAACGUCGCAAGAACAAUACGGUGACAAACGAGGGGCAUGCGACGAAGCCCCGCAAUUACUUCAAAAAAUUGUCGGUUCGGGCUUGUACCAGAGGACCUACGAAUCGGGCAUUGAUCCUGCCAAACAAAGUCCGGCAUACGAAGCCGUCAAGGCGUUUCAACUCAGUGAAUUGCAAAUUGGGACCAUUCUCCAACAAUGGAUUAACCGCAAUCAAGAUCGAUACGGAUUCGAUCCGCGACAUGCGACCUGCAUGUGGCUGCGGGAGAAUUUGGAAUAUCUCGAAGACUUUAUUCCACGACAAUUUCCACGGGUGGGACACGAACAGAAUAUUCUGGAAGCGCCACUCUUUUAUGCCGCCAUUGCCUUGGGGACGUUGGCCACGCUCAUGACCAUCGUGGUCACCGUGUUGACGUAUCGGAGGCGGAAUGGAUACGUAAUGAGAUUCAGUCAAGUGGAGUUUCUGUUCCUCCUCUUGUUGGGGUUGCUCUUUGUGUCGGUGGGAUCCAUUCUGUUGGCCAUCCCACCCAGCAAUGGGUCCUGUGUUGCCAUUUCAUGGUUGGUUGGGUUGGGGUACACACUCGAGUUGGUUCCCUUGAUCGUAAAGGUGGCCGCAAUCAACAGGUUGAUGAGUGCAGCCAAGAAGUUCAAGCGCGUAGUUCUCACACAACAACAACUCUUUGGAACGGUAGCCAUGUUCACCAGUAUCAUGGUCGUCUUUCUAGUAUUGUGGAGUGCCAUAGAUACGCCUGAAAGGCAGGGAGAAUACACCUUAACUGACGAGACAACUGAAGACGGAGAACACAUUGUCAUAGUUGGCUACUACUGCAAGUCCAACUCUGAUGCUUGGAGGUACUUGGCUGUCUUGUGGCACUGCAUCUUGCUGAUCUGUGCGACAGUGCUGGCAUUUCAAACCAGAAAUCUACAGGCUGGGUUCUCGGAAUCCACCGUUCUGGCGAUGAUGAUUUACAGUCAUUUCGUCUUUGUCAUGCUUCGUGUCAUCAGCUUCCUGUUGGAAGGGACUAUAUCAGAAUCCUACAUGGCCGGCCUUCGCUCGCUCAUUUACAGCUCAGACGCCAUUGUCACCAUGUGUGUAUACUUCGUUCCAAAGCUCUUGAAAGACGAUGACAAGUUCUACGCACUGACACAUACACCCAGGGGCGGCGUGGCUUUUGGUCGUUCGGUUGUUUCCGUGGGCAACUCUGUGCUAGUGCAGCAGAAUAAUGGCAGUGGUGGCAGCAGCAGUGCCCUUAUUGUUCCACCACCAAAACAGUUGUCCAAACCAGAGAAAGUGGGUGAAACAGAUGAGUUGGAAGACUCUGUCAUCGACCCAGAAGCAAUAAUUGAGCCCUUGACAGCAAGCACAGUUUAUAGUGCAACAGGGCACACAAGUGCGACCGGGCACUCAGUCGGGUUCCACAAUAGUGGCCACAACAGUGGAAGCUCCAUGAAAUCAGCAAUGUCCAAACCCAAAGCAAAGGAAAAGAAAGACAAGAAAGACGUGUUGGGGGACAACAAGGUGUCAUGGGGUGGCAUCAACAUCAGCGAGUGGGUUCGGAGCACUGCCAAAGACAGCGAAGAGAGCACCGGUACGGAGGACGAUUAUCACAACAAUGACCAGGAAAAGGCGCCGUUUGAGAAGCCAGUGGAUGUGCUGAAGGAAAACCGUGACUCAUGGGGAGGACAACAUGUUACUCUGCUAAUUCAUUCGGAAGAGGAUCACAGCAAUCAUGAUGAUGGAGAAGAAUCCGCGAUGAAACCAUGUAUGGAGUCAACCGAGGAUGAUGGGAUAUCCUCGGUCGCUUCGUCGAAACCACAAUCGCGCAAGUCGUUGUUGCCGCCAUCGAAACUUCCGAGCGCAGGAACAAGUCGGUUCAGCUACUGUUCUUCGCGUAUCAACCGGACACGGAGCAUUCAUACCGCAGCAUCUCCUGAAAUGGAGAUGACAGAAACGUUUCAUGACGAAGAUGACAAAACGCACAAGUCGUAGUCGAGGAACUGGGGUUGGGGCGCUGGGGUGAUACUACAGUAGUAGAUAAUCUAUAAGACCAUUGUACCAAUAGUU